Onthophagus taurus is the source of this 949-nucleotide messenger RNA. Its product is annotated as farnesol dehydrogenase-like. The record is from RefSeq and is a predicted model, not a curated record. Lineage: Eukaryota; Metazoa; Arthropoda; Insecta; Coleoptera; Scarabaeidae.
AGAUCAAAUAAAAUUACGUAUCUAUACCGAACAAAAAUCAGUCACCGACGAGAUAGCGUAAAGUCUUGUUCACGUCAAUACCUUUCAAAAUGAGUUUGGAUUAUUUAAAAGACAAGGUUGCAAUUGUAACAGGUGCUAGUGCCGGAAUAGGUGCAGCUACUGUAAAAUCUUUACUAAAUAUUGGAAUGAAGGUGGUUGGAUUUGCUAGAAGAAAAGAGCGAAUUGAAAAGCUAGUCGAUAAUCAUAACGGAAAAUUAUUUGCUCGAAGUGUGGAUUUAACAAAACCGCAAGAUAUUCUCGAUGGUUUUGACUGGGUUACAAAAAACGUUGGUCCCGUCUACGUUUUGAUUAAUAAUGCUGGAGUUUAUGUCUCCACUUCUGUGCUUACCGGAGAAUUAGAUGAAUGGAAAAAAACAAUGGAUACCAACUUUAUGAGCAUCGCCAUCACUUGUAGAGAAGCCGUAAAAAUCAUGAAAAUUAAUAAAAUCGAUGGACAUAUAAUUAACGUUAACAGUGUUGCGGGGUACUAUGAUUUCGGAGAUCCAACUGCAGUUAUGUACAGAGCAUCGAAAUGUGCUUUAGUAACUAUGACAGAAAAUAUUCGAAUUGAACUUGCUAGAAUGAAUAGUAAAAUUAAAAUUACGACGUUGAGUCCUGGAGUGGUAAAAACGGAAAUUGUUUUAGCAAGCGGAUUUUCUCAACAAAUGAGUGAUGGACUUUAUGAGAAAUUACCACAUUUAGAAAGUGAGGAUGUUUCAGAUACUAUUAUUUAUUUAUUAUCUCUUCCACAACGAGUUCAUAUAACUGAAUUGAUGAUAAGACCACUUGGAGAAGAUUUUAAAAAUAAUUCGUAAUGGAAAAGAAAAAAAUUAAGAAGACAUGAUUUGUGGUGUAGUAGUGGUUAAUACAUGUUCAUAAUUAGAAUAAAUAAAGAUAAAGAUAAAGUGAG